Molecule: messenger RNA, 1623 nt
Organism: Lagenorhynchus albirostris (white-beaked dolphin)
Lineage: Eukaryota; Metazoa; Chordata; Mammalia; Artiodactyla; Delphinidae
Gene: DYDC2
Product: DPY30 domain containing 2
Exons: 4
Coding region: 517-1002 (161 amino acids)
Cellular component (GO): Set1C/COMPASS complex
Source: RefSeq, a predicted model, not a curated record
GGAUGUGCUGCAAAGAGCAGAGGCGGGCGGAGCGGGGCGGGGUAGGACGAGCAGUUGAGAGCGGGGGCGCGCGAGGUGUGCAAGGUGCAGGAUGGAGAGCAGGGGGCACCUGGGUAGGUGAACAGGGACGUGCAACCUAGAGGCUGUGAGGACGGGCUGCCGAAAAGGGGAAUCGAGCGAGCGGGGCCGGCAGGUGGGCGCAUACUGGGAGAGAGAAAGGGCAGAGACUACCUAUAGGUGAAGCCCCACAGCCUUACGCCAGAGAAGACUAGCUACCUGAGCAGCCUGGUAUUUUCCCAGCUUAGCACCUUUGCAUUUGCUGGUGACUUCUGCCUGGUUCCUGUCCACUGAAAAAAAUCGCACAUCUGAGAGCUGUGAGUUCAGUUUUAUUUGGGGACUUAACUGAGGACUCUAGCCCUGGAGACAGCUGCUCUGACAACUCUGAGAAACUGCUUCUGCUUGGAAGAGAUUUGUGAAAUAGUGUGACCCUGCUUGACGUUUUCCAAACCCACCAGGAUGGAAACCGAAUACCUGAAGAGGUGCUUUGGAAAUUGCCUGGCUCAGGCGCUGGCAGAAGUGGCAAAGGUUCAGCCCAGUGACCCCAUAGAGUACCUGGCUCACUGGCUUUAUCAUUACAAGAAAACGGCAAUGGCAAAAGAAAAGGAUAGGCAAGAGAAGAUCCAGCUGCAAGAAGAAUAUGAAAAUAGCCUCAAAGAAACCAGAGUGACAGAAACGCUGAUGCAAGAAGAGUGUGAGAUUCAACAGAAGUGUGAAAAGUGUCAUCCCGUGCCACUGAUAUCUGUAGCGAGUUCCACAAAGAAGACCGUGUUCAUGCAGGAGAACACAAAACCCCUUGAGAAGGAAGCCUUGAAGCAGGAAUCCCUGCCAGGAACUUGCAGUAUGAUUCCAGGAAUGCCUCAACAGAUUCCUUCUUCAGAGCCAUCUGUCCAGGUUGACUGGAACAUUGAAACUUCACAAGACAUAAAUUACCAGGCUUUUUAGCAUGAAAUUGCUCCUGAAAUGCAUCCUAGCUCCACAUCUCCUCCCUGGGUUAUAGAAGGUGGAUGAUUCUAGUGAUGCUUCUCUCAAAGCUGCAAGCUGAGAAAACGGCCAGCUAGAAGAGCUCUUACUUGAAGAUGAUUAACUAUGUGGAUUAAACCAAGAUAUGAGAGGCUGUGGAAGGAGAUGUCUGCAGGGACUCUCCAGCCCAAGUCCUGUCCUGACAGCCAUGAAAACCCCUUAAUCAUGUGAAGAUUUGAACUACUUAUAGGAUAAAAUAACUCAUAAUAAGGAUUUAAAAUAAGUAACCAGGGCCUCCCUGGUGGCGCAGUGGUUAAGAAUCCUCCUGCCAAUGCGGGGGACAUGGGUUCAAGCCCUGGUCCAGGAAGAUCCCACAUGCGUGGAGCAACUAAGCCUGUGCGCCACAACUACUGAGCCUGCGCUCUAGAGCCCGUGUGUCACAACUGCUGAGCCCACAUGCCACAGCUACUGAAGCCCGUGUGCCAAGAGCCCAUCCUCUGCAACAAGAGAAGCCACGACAAUGAGAAGCCCGCGCACCGCAACGAAGAGUAGCUCCCAUUCGCCACAACUAGAGAAAGCCCACGCGCAGCAAUGAAGACCCAA